ACGUACUUGUAAUUCUUAUAGCAACUCCUCGACCCUUACCAUUAGUUCUCUCCACAACGUACUCUACGUCCAGUACUGCCGUACCUCAUCAAUUUUGAGCCAUACGUGUUGAAGAAGAUGAACGUGCAAAGGGAGGCUCCUCUGUCCUCUACUACUCAGAAGUAGACACGACCGAGGCGUUUACAUCUUCCUGCCGCGGCACAUCAGUUCGAGCUUUCAGCCACAAUGAGGAGGUCUGCGGUGUCUUUGAACCAGGCCCUGGGGCUGAUUUUCCUCAUCAUUUGCUUGAUCAUCACCACGCGACGAGUCUAUGAGCAGCAGUACUUCUCCAGCUUGCUCAGUAGUAUCCAGCAACAGGAUGAAGCAAAGGAAGUACUCCUGUCUCCAACCAGGACAGACGGAGUUUCGACAUCUAGCGAACUUACAUCCUCGCAGGUUGUAUCUCAAUCAGCACCAGUAAAAGCAUUGGAGUCUCCACCAACAACACAGACACCUCAGCUGGAGACAGCUACCUCCAACACGAUAUCCUCAACACAGGUCAUCGCUGAGUCAAAAUCAGACGCCUUAUAUACGCAAACAUCCUUUUCAGAUGCGACGACAUCAACCGCCGCAGUAGAUUCCAUGCCAACAGAGGAAGCGUCCUCGGCACACGGACCUGUGAAUGGAUGUCCCGAAAAGACAGGCGAUGAAGGACUGUUCGCGCAAGCGACGCCAUAUGUGCAAGCCAUCAUGAACUCCAGCACAAACUCCAGCAUGUAUGACAUGCCGCGACUGGAGUGUCCUACCAUCAACGUGGAGCGAUAUUCCCAUCUGGCGCUCGGUGCCGUUGCCCCAGGAAAGCCACGAUAUUUCUUCGCCAUAAACCUCUUCCAGUCGGUCGCCAUCAUGCCACAAUUGCUAGCUUCGGCGGUAGAGGUCAUGCGAUUCCUUGGGCCAGAGCUCUGCGCCUUAUCCAUUGUUGAAGGACGAUCAACGGACGGGACAUUUGAGAUACUCAAAAUGUUAGCUCAAGAGAUGGAAGCACUCGGUGUGAGAUACUUUCUGUCUUGUAACGAAAGGAACCCAUGGGGAGGAGAGACCGACCGCAUCUCGGCUCUGUCAGAGCUUCGCAAUCAAGCUCUGGCGCCGUUGACACACCACCCCGGGCGAUAUGACAUUGCGACAACCAUCAUCUUCUUGAACGAUAUUGCACCGUGCUCUGAAGAUAUCUUGGAGUUGAUCCAUCAGCGCACCGUGUUGGAAGCGGACAUGACUUGUGCAAUGGACUGGAUCAACGACGGUGUUUCCUUCUAUGACAUCUGGAUAUCGAGACAAAUGAACGGAGAAAUGUUCUUUGAAAUCCCCCAAAGUGGUUCCUGGGAAUUCUCGAAAAACCUGUUUUGGAAUCAUUUUGAGAGCCGGUCGAGAUACAAACAAGGGAAACCAGUGCAGGUCUUCUCCUGUUGGAACGGUGCCGUCGCAUUGAAUGCGCAGCCCUUCAUGGAGGGCAAAGUCGACUUCAGAUCCGCUCACAAAGGAGAGUGUUACUUUGGAGAACCCACUCUGUUGGCUAAAGAUCUGUGGAAGUUAGGAAAUGGACGUAUCGCGAUCAUACCAAAGGUCAAUCUAGGAUACUCGGUCGAGGUUUCGGCCAAAGCAAAGGAGUUGCAUGGAUGGGUUUCCAAACAACCUGGUAAAAAGGGCACGGACGAUACAGGUCCUACAGAAUGGCAUGGGCUUAAAUGGCAAGAGAAGCCUCCCGCGUCGAUUCAUUGUGCGUCGAUUGGCACCAAUCCAACAUGGGAAAAGGGGUAUUGGGUACCUUGGGACCAAACACUUCGUAGGAGAUAAAAUGGGGAGAACGCACGGCCGACCUUGUUGAUAUUCUAGUGAAAAGCAAAUAGCGGGCGUAUGGAGUAAUCAUUCGAGCAUCAAUGUGGAUGUGGGAUGCUUGGAAAGAAGGAACAUGUAACGAUUAUCAAGAAGUAGAGAAAGGUUUGAAAGAGUAAGUAGGUUUUGAAGACCCACGUGAUUCUGCUCGCACCAGAAUGAGAAAAUGGGUUUUGUGGCUUCCUACGAAAACAAAAAGAACAUUACACAACUCAUGAUUCGAACACAGGCCAUUACUCGAGAAUUG
Messenger RNA from Exophiala viscosa, 2116 nucleotides. RefSeq names its product cryptococcal mannosyltransferase 1-domain-containing protein. The transcript has a single exon. Lineage: Eukaryota; Fungi; Ascomycota; Eurotiomycetes; Chaetothyriales; Herpotrichiellaceae. The record is from RefSeq and is a predicted model, not a curated record. Bases 226 to 1830 code for a protein of 534 amino acids.